UGUCGGCGUGAGAUUGAGAGAACGGACAAAACACAAAUAAUGGCUGUUUGGUUCUACUUUACACGUAAAGAGAGAGGGAAAAUGGGAGAGGGAGAGGGAGAGAAGAGAGGUGCAUUAAAGUGAGGAUGAGAAGCUGCAGAAGAUACAAUCUGGAGAUGGGUUUGUCAUCUCACACUUUUCUCCUCUUUUAGGUUUCUCCGGUGAGUUCAUCUUUUUCCAUUCCGCUCUACACAUAUGUUACGGUUUGUAGCUGUUCGUUCUGUUUUUUGCUUUCUUUUUUGAUUAUUGACAGUAAGAUUGAGGAAAUCAGUGAGUCUUUUACAAUCGAAGAAUUGGAUGCUUUUGAAAUUUGGACGGGUAUCGAUUUACAGCUUCGGUGAAUGUUUUCCCGGAAAAUCUUUCUGAGAAAAUAUAUAUUUUCGGAGCAAAUAUUCGGUCAGGUCCGAUCUUUCUGGACCUUUUGCUUAGUAAUUUAUCGGAAUACCAGCCCGGUCUACUAGGUUUGAUACGGCAGCGACUUCAAACCACACCGUUUGAAGAGAUUCCUCCACAUUUGUCUGAUGGAUUUCCCUGUUGCCUCUCGCUAUUGCCGUCUCCAGAGAGAUAGAGAGAUAGAUUAGAGAGUUGUCAACGAACAAAGCUCAAGGCUCUUCGAUCUCGAUCUCUCUAAGCCAGCAAUGAACUUCCACUCACACUCAGCAAGAUGCACGAAUUCUCCACAGCUGAUGGUUUUCUAGAGAUAACUGAAAGUUUGGCAGAGAUGAUAAAGUAUGUGGCUAAUGAACCCUCAGUGGGGCUUUUCUACAUCCAACAGCACGCCCAAAAUGCCAUUCCCAAUCUUAUAAACACGAAGAAUAAUGUUGUGGAGAAAGCUCAAGAGAUGACUUUACAUACUGAAGAUUUGGAGGAUUCUAUCACAGUGGUGAGGUCUAUGAAAGAGUGUGGCUAUCCUAUUGCUGAUGAGAUGAUCCAAGACAUCACCAAAUCCCUAGCUAUCAUGUCAACCAAACAUCCAAAGAAGGGGUUGCUCAGUACUUCAAGUUUUGGUUUUCAAAUGGGAAGAACGAGCUCUUGGGGCGGCCCUGAUUCUGCUUACACACAGCAAUAUGGCGAAAGAACUGGUAAUUAUCUGUCAUCAGUACUAAAGUCUGCAAAAGAACGGGCGAGCAAUUUCAAGUGGCCUCAAUUUGAUAAUAAACAAUCAACGCGAAACAAGGGUGAGAGACCUGUGUCUUUUCCUACACCUCCUUUUCCGGUUGCAGCUGCAAGCACCAGUUCUACUCUGCUAGAUGCAGGACGUGAUGAAUUGCCCAUUUCAAGUGAGACUCUGGAUGAAUCACAAGAAGAAUUUGCAGUCGAAGGGAGCUGCUUGUCGGACCAUGAACUGCUUUCUGUAUCAGAAAACUACGAAGAAUUUAGAGCCGAUAAAGAAGCAAAACUGGAGAAGUGGUUGGGAGGUGCCAACGGUCAGAGCAGCGCCUUGGGAGGAAGAGGAACUACUGAUGCAGGACGACCUUAAGCUUGGCAGUGUUUUUGAAUGCUGCAGUAGAGGCCCGGGCCUUGCUGUACUUUGUAAAUGAUAAUUUUUGUACUGUUGUUUGUUGAAGUUUUAUUUCCAAGUUUGAUUUUAGAAGCAUCACUACUAGUAGGAUCAUGUUCUUGAAUCCUGAUAGAGAUAAUCACACCAAUAUUGCUGUUUCUCUCAGAUUCUGACUUGGAUCCUGAAUGCAGGAACUUCUUUACUUUAAUUUUUGUUUUUCCUUAGUUGUU
Diospyros lotus (date-plum) is the source of this 1770-nucleotide messenger RNA. RefSeq lists its product as uncharacterized. The record is from RefSeq and is a predicted model, not a curated record. The transcript has 2 exons. NCBI's taxonomy places the organism in Eukaryota, Viridiplantae, Streptophyta, Magnoliopsida, Ericales, Ebenaceae. Bases 704 to 1519 code for a protein of 271 amino acids.